Cheilinus undulatus (humphead wrasse) is the source of this 957-nucleotide messenger RNA. Its product is annotated as dehydrogenase/reductase SDR family member 13-like. The transcript has 6 exons. Lineage: Eukaryota; Metazoa; Chordata; Actinopteri; Labriformes; Labridae. The record is from RefSeq and is a predicted model, not a curated record. The coding region runs from base 1 to 957 and encodes 318 amino acids.
AUGAUUCAUCUGCUGCUGCUGUUUGGAGUUCUGCUGGGAGGGUACUUCCUCCUCACUCAGACCCUCUUCAAAAAGUCCAAAUGUAAAGGAAACGCCGCCAUGGCGGGAAAGACCGCCAUCAUCACAGGAGGAAACACCGGCAUAGGUAAAGCCACGGCUCUGCACCUGGCCAGGAAAGGAGCCCGGGUGAUCCUGGCUUGCAGGAACCGGGACAAGGCAGAGGCCGCCAUCGCAGACAUCCAGCAGAAAACAGGAAGUACUGACGUCCUCUACAUGCAGUUGGACCUGGCGAGUCUCAAGUCCGUCCGCUGCUUCGCUGAAACCUUCCUGAAGUCAGAGUCCAGACUGGAUCUGCUCGUCAAUAACGCAGGUCUGGUCGCUGACGGGCGGACUGAGGAUGGUUUUGGGAUCGAGUUUGGGGUGAACCACCUGGGUCACUUCCUGUUGACCUGCCUGCUGCUGGAGCGUCUGAAGGAGGCCGGAGGAGGACGGGUGGUCACAGUGGCGUCCAUGGCUCACCGCUGGGGACACGUUGACUUUGACGUUCUGGCGAUGAACAAAGACCUGGGGACGGGCCGCUACAGCUGGCAGUUCUUCCACGCCUACUGCAACAGUAAACUGUGUAACGUUCUCUUCACCCACGAGCUCGCCAAGAGGCUGAAAGGAACCAACGUCACCUGCUACAGCGUCCACCCAGGUAUCGUCCGCACUGAGCUGUCCCGUCACGUCAGCCUGUGGCAGAAGGUCUUCAUCGACCCCGUAGCUAAGCUCCUGUUCCUGGACCCUGAGACCGGGGCCCAGACCACGCUGCACUGCUGCCUGCAGGAGGGAAUCGAACCGCUGAGCGGACGAUACUUUUCCUGCUGCGCUGAACAGGAAGUGAGUGCCCGGGCCAAAAAUGACGCCGUGGCCCUGAAACUGUGGGAGGUCAGCGAGAGGCUCUGUGGACUCUGUUAA